AUGUCAAACAUGCUUCAACCAGCAGUAUACCACCCUUCCGCUUCUGGAACGCUGGACGAUUCCCAAUAUACAUUGUCUUUGCUGGAACAAAGACAGGCCCUUGAGUCCUUCGACGACGACUCCACCAUUCCCCAUUACUAUUUCACAACAAGAUACUCGACAGAUUCGACAUCCCAGUCUGGCCCCGACUCUCCUGGAAGCAUCGGGGAAGACUUCCCCACACCCAGAGCACACGUAUUCAACAUGACAAACACUACACCACAGCCCUCGCCUCGCUACCCAGUCCACUCAGCUACCUACCCUCCACCGAACCGGAUGAGCCGUGCCGAUAGCGACUUCGACUCGAUGUACGAUGUCACCGAUGAUGAAACCGAAGUUCCUCUUCGCGCGUCAGCAUCGGUCAAGAAGAUCGCGACCUCUAGCCGAAGACGUUUCCCUUCAAUCGACAUUCCUUCCCCGUCGUUCUGGCCAUCAAUCGAAAAGCUGAAGAGCGCCACCUCGGCGGUGCCGCAAACGCCUUCCCAGCUACUGACCCCGUCUCGUUGCGUGUUGGAGAUGAUCGGCAAGCACAACAUGUACUUGCCAGGACAAUCCGCCGCGCCUUCUCUGGACGGGAGCUUGACUUCGGAAGAGAUGGACAGACUGAGCUGCCCAGCAACUCCUGAUAUGCAUCAGAGGCGCAACUCGUUUUCGAGCGUGGACUCGUGGGCACCUGUGCAGCUUGAUCUGCAGGCUUUGGAAACGCUCCAGCAUCUGGGUCAAUCGUCAUCAAGCGAGCAAGACGACCGACAAAACACCCGCACGAUCGAAGUGACAGGAGAAAUGCAGCAAGUGUCGCGCCCAAACCUAGGCCUGAGCAUUCCCUCGACGAUGUAUGGACACGGAUCCUCGGGCAGCACGCCCCUGUCUAACCUGUCUGUGCCUUCUCCAGGAGGCUUCUUCUCUUCACUCCAGACGACUGCACGCCACACAUGGAGCAUGCCAAAGCGUGAAGAGCCCGUCCCCAACACUUCGACUGCCGAGAGGUUCUACCAACUACCCUGGGAGAGCCGACGCAACACCAUCGCUGCGCCCGCACCACGCCUUACACUUCUGCCAGUUCAUGCACCGACCCUGGGAGGCUCAACUCUGGACGGAUUCGAGGAGUCUUUGCCCACAUCUCGGCCCGUCAUCCUCAGCCCUACGGAUGAGACUAUCGAAGUCAAGGAGAUCAACCCGAGCAAGACCAUCUUCCAGUACAGCGAGAACUACAACGCAGAGAUCCAGAAGUUGUCCACUGUCAACCUCGAGCGCACUGGCAACUGGUUGACCGAACAGGAUGACCUGCAAUGUGCUCUCCGUGAGAUGAACGACAUGAGCUCCCCGAGCCUUUCCAGCGGAACCCACAGCCGCGGCAGCUCGGUCGACAAGCCUGUGGUCAAGAAAUCGGUCACUUUUGCGGAGGAGCCUGCAAAGGCCACCCAGACAGACGAGGAGCCGAAGCAGAUCACAACGUACGUCCAGGGCCUCGAGUACCUGCGUUCUCAGUGCCAGACAAAAGACACGUUCAUCCACCGCCAGACGCGCGCCGAAGCAAUGCACGUUCAGCGACGCUGCAACGCCGUGGCUCACCGCGACCAACUCCUCGGCAAGUUCGAACUGAAUGAACCAGACCGCCCAGCGCCACCGCGCCCUGUGUCCGAUUUCUACAUGAACGACCCGACAGUGCUGAAGGAGAGGAUUGCACGCGCGCAGAGGGAGCGCCAGGCUCUUGACCAGAUGCUCCCGGUUCACUGGGUGCUUCAGGCGCAAAAGCAGCUCAAUGGUGGAAAGCUGCUCAGUAAGCCCGCUGUGCGGUGCAUUACUCGAGCCAGCGCCCCACGCGUUCUGGAUGUGGGAGGCGUACUGACCAACGACUGGGCUUGGAACGUCGCAUACGACUACCCCUACGCUAGCGUUACGACUGUCUACACGGCUGGCAACAACCCAUCCCCCAACGUCACGGGUCCUGACAACCACAAGCCCAUGAUCGUUCCUAACCUGUGGACCUUGCCUUUCCCCAACGCUCACUUCGACGUCAUCUCCGCGCGCACACUCUACGAGCUGCUGAAGACCAUCAAGCCCCUCGACCGCUCAGUGGACGAGUACGACCUCUGCCUCAAAGAAUGCUACCGUUGCUUGAAGCCCGGCGGCAUCUUCGAGUACUCCUUGAUGGACGCAGAUGUCAUUCACGCCGGCCGCAACGCGCAAGCCAUGGGUGUCGAGUUUGGCUUCAACCUCAAGACCCGUGGCUACGACGCCCAGCCCACCAAGAGCUUCCUUCCCCGCGUCCAAAAGGCAGGCUUCAAAGACGUGCAGCGCAUGUGGAUGAUGCUUCCUAUGGGCAAGACGGCAGCCAACUGGCGCGAUGAGCUCAAUGUCGGCGCCGGAGCCAAGCAACAAGAACGGUCGGUCACGGAAGCUGGUGAUAUCAACGUGGAGGACGCACCAGUUGUCGGUACGACUUUGGAUGCGGCGAUGUUGACGGGGAUUGUUGGCAGCUGGGCCUGGGAGAGGUGGCUGUUGAGGUUGCAGUUGGAGAUGGGCAAGGAGGAGGAGAAGCUGCUGGAAGGUGUUGUGCAGGUUCUUGAGGAGGGUGCCCGUGAAGGUGCAUGUGGCGGUGCGGUGGUGAGGCUGAACGCUCGGUGGAUCUGCGGCAAGCGCGAACCCCACACGCCAAGCCCGCCUCAACUCCUCCGUCAUUUACUUGCACCGGGACGCAUCGCAGCUCCAAAACAACGCCGCGAACUCCCCACACCGCACUGCCACCAUGCUAUUCUUCAGGUCCGUCUUCCGCCCUCUUCUACUGGCUUCUCUCUCACACGACUGCACAGCUUCUUCAAAACGCUCGUUGAGCACGAAAUCACCGUCGAACUCAAGAACGAAGUGCAGAUCCGCGGGACGUUGAAGAGCGUGGACCAGUACCUGAAUAUCAAGCUGGACAAUGCCGAGGCGGUGGAUGAGAUGCGAUGGCCGCAUUUGUGCUCGACAAAGGACAUGUUCAUCCGAGGCUCCGUCGUUCGAUACGUUCACCUGCCCUCUGGCGCCGUAGAUACUGCACUGCUCGAGGAUGCGACGCGGAGAGAGGCCGAGGCCGCCAAGAACAAGGCGAAGUGAGGGGGCUAUCUAAGUGACGGGUCAGCGAGUUAUGUGGUGAAGCUGUGUGGUAGAAGAGGAGUGCAUGGAGUGUGCAAAAAAAGGGCAUAGGAAGGGCAGGAGACAGUGUCGCGAGGUGGCACUGUGCAGAAGGUUGCGUGCAGUUGGACAGGCUGCAUGCAUGCAUGAAGAGAGACUAUCUGGGCUUGGUUGGACAGCAUAUGAGAUACCCAAGGGAGUGAGACAUGUUCCCUUUUCGUCGCUGCCAGAUUCGGUGUUUUUGCUGUGAGCACACCUCGCGCCUUCCCUCACUUUCAUCGCU
Molecule: messenger RNA, 3436 nt
Organism: Dothidotthia symphoricarpi CBS 119687
Lineage: Eukaryota; Fungi; Ascomycota; Dothideomycetes; Pleosporales; Dothidotthiaceae
Exons: 3
Coding region: 1-3135 (1044 amino acids)
Biological process (GO): mRNA splicing, via spliceosome
Cellular component (GO): precatalytic spliceosome; catalytic step 2 spliceosome; P-body
Molecular function (GO): RNA binding; S-adenosylmethionine-dependent methyltransferase activity
Source: RefSeq, a predicted model, not a curated record